AUGGCGAGCCGAAUGUCCAUGUACUCGGUGGCAUCAGACAUGCCUGGUGCUCCCCGAGGAACUGGCCAGCAAUCGGCUCAGGUCAGCACCACCACUCUGCUGAACUCCAUCCACAACAUCUAUGUCGAGGGCAAGCCCUACGCUCUCGAUGCAAGCUCCAGUUUAGUCGUCAACACGUGGCUCACGGCCAACCCGCCACCACCAAACCCCUCGACCGGAGGCACCAUCGACACAGCUCUUGGAGCCCGGGCCUGGGAGCACGCCAGGCGGAGGGCAGAGGAUGGUUGUAUAAUUCUGAGCUCUCUUCACACCUCAACACCGUCCGUUCUUGUGCCGUUCCUGCAAAAUGGUCUGCCCAUGCAGAUUACGCCCAUGCUCUUCAAGGCCCUCGAAGCAGUCCUCCCUUUUAUUCGUUGUGUCACCCCACACAACCCAUCUACUCCCCGCCAGGCCGGUCUCGCAGUGACCUUGACACUCAACCUCACCGGGGAGCUGCAUGGUGCCUCCCUGGCACUUUCGCAAGGCGGCAUCGACACGAAAAAGGGUCUGCUGAACAUCCCUUCUGAAGCGGGAAACCGCGCUUUCGACGUAUUUUACUACCUACUGAAUGCGGGAGCAACCCCUGCGGAACGCGAGUUCCUCGGCCUCAAGAGCCCGGAAAGCUACACCCUCCUGUCACGGUCCAACACCUACCAACCUCCUUCGUACCUCAUCAAUGGCGACGAUGGAGCGGCUGCCGACGAUUUCCGUGAUGCUCUCAAGCAGAUCGGCAUCAAGGGCUCAGCCCACAGAAACCUCAUCUCGACCCUGGCUGGGCUGUUGAAGCUUGGAAACACCCUUGACUAUCAGAUCGAUGAGGACGCCUUCGACGAUAUCAUUGAAGACGCCAGUGGUCUGCUCGGAAUCGAGCCGGAGAUUCUUGCAACUCAAUGCAGCACCGAAGACAGAUCGACCUUCAUUGGUGGACUCUACGAGGCUCUAGUGGACUGGGUCAUCACCAAGGCGAACGCUGCGAUCGCUGCCGAGAUGGGCCGCGCACCACGCGGCGGUAGUGAUGGCUCUGGCAGUGAUAAUGGAGCACGAACAAAUAUUUCAGACAACGAUAAUGAGGAUACGGUCUGCAUCACCGUUUUGGAGAUCCCCGACCCGAACCUUGGCAAGGCCGUGGCCCUACGCGGUAUCUUCGACGAUACCAUCGGUAUCAAUGCCGAGAUGAAGCAAGAUGGCGUUGAGGUUCCCGCCGCGGGGAGCUCGGUUUUGCGUGAAAUGCAGAAUGCCGUGGCCGCGGUUGCUCCAGAUCUCGGAAUUAUGUCUGGCCCAGCUGGACGAGAGAGAGAGCACGAGUUGGAGAAGCGCGAGGAAGUGCUUGAGAAGCUUGCUCUUGCUGCCGACCAAGAUGGCUUCCUCAAGAAACUGCUGUUCCCAGUCGAGGGUGAGGGCAUCAAUCUGGGCCGAAACGCCCGAGUGGAACUGGAGACUCUACUAAGCAGUAGCCGCGCUUGGUAUCACCUCUCCCUCCACCCGACUGAUGACUCGCCAGCCAGUAUCGCUGGACUGCCUUCCAUCACCUCUGCCUGGUCUGCUGGCUGCGUCUCGCGGCAGCUGCGUGCUUGGAGGUUGCCUGAGUGGGCCAAUAGGCGGAACAAGAACUUGGAUUUCACUGCAGAUUUCGAUCAUGACGAAUUCGUGCAGCGUUAUUCAAUCCUCGGGUGCCGUGAUGGCAAGGACGGUAUCGAGAGCUGGCUGCUCGAGAGGGGUUGGAGCAAUGGCGAGGUUGCCGUUGGCAACGAACGUGUUUGGAUGCACGAGAACGCAUGGUGGGAGGCCGAGGGGAUGAUUGACAACCGGCAAGUCCCAGGCACAGGCAUGGGAAUGGGCGUGGGGAUGGGUGCGGGAAUGGGCGGGUUCAUGGCAUCCAACGCGCUCGAAACCGGAUAUUCCGCCAACACCAACGGCAGUGGCUACUUCGGCCAGUCUCCCUUCGGUGACGUUCAUGCCAACGAAAGCAACCAGGAUCUCCUUCACUCUAGGAACCGUAGCCAAGCCACUUUGCUUGGUCCCGCUGCUCUUGGACUUGGCCCCGGUGGUUCUCGGGCACCGUCCAUCGCUCCUUCCCAACAGGCCCAGAGCAUGCGUGCGCCACCCAAGGGUGACUAUGGCCUCGGAAUCAAAGGCGACUACCGCCGCCACGAAGACCAGUACUACUACAACAAAGAAGGCGAAUUCGUCGGCCUCAUGGACCCCGAACUUGCUGAAGGAAAGAAGAUUGAGGAGGAAAGUAUAGACAAAAGCCGGCGUGUCUGGGUUGCAAUUGUCUGGGCGUUCACGUUCUGGAUCCCCUCGUUUCUCCUUAGCUUCGUCGGUCGGAUGAAGCGUCCUGAUGUGCGUAUGGCUUGGCGUGAAAAGCUUGUGUUGUGCUGGUUCAUCGUCCUCGCCAACGCGCUCAUCAUCUUUUGGAUCAUCUGGUUCGGCACGCUACUAUGUCCCAACUUCGACAAAGCCUGGACAUCAAAGGAGGUUGCCACACAUCAAGCCGACAACGACUUCUGGGUGAGUGUGCAUGGCCAUGUUUACGACAUUUCCAAGUUCUGGAAGACACAGCACAGUGAUAGCAACAUCAAAACUACCUCAACGAACAUGGAACCGUUCGCUGGCGCAAACCUCGAUGGAUACUUCAUUCGGCCACUGAUCAUUACAUGCCCUGGAGUUGUGACGGACAAGACCCUCAGGUUGACUCAGAACACGACCAACACUUAUCCCAACGCGGAGCACACUUCCGGCUAUUACCAGGCCGACACGACAACCGCUCUGGCCAACGCGAACUGGUACUAUGAAACAUUUGCGCCCAAGAUCAAGGAGUACUACAAGGGCGACCUCACCUGGGAUAAAGAUAAGGUGUACUCUCAAGGCCAGGCUGGAUACCACAAUUGGGUCAUAUACGAAGACGGCGUCUACGAUCUGACUGAUUAUUACAACACGCUAGACCUGAUGAACAACUUGGCCAGCUAUGAGUUCCUUGACAGCGACUUGACGGAUAUUAUCUCAGACAACCUUGGCGAGGACAUCACUUCCAAGUGGCACACUCUAUUGAAGGACUCCACACACAACGCCACCAAGUCGGCUAGUCUCAAGAACAGCCUGAACUGUAUCCAGAACACCUUUUACGUUGGCAUCAAGGAGUUCCGAUACAGCCCUAGGUGCCAGGUCAACAACUGGAUUCUGUUGGCAUUCGCCUGCAUGCUGUGUGCUGUGAUCUUGGUAAAGUUCUUGGCUGCCCUACAGUUCGGCUCCAAGCGGCGUCCUGCUCCUCAGGAUAAGUUCGUCAUCUGCCAGGUCCCAGCUUACACUGAGGGUGAAGACUCGCUCCGGAAGGCUCUGGACUCUCUCACAGCUCUCCAGUACGACAACAAGCGGAAGCUUAUCUGUGUUAUUUGCGAUGGUGUCCUCACGGGUGCCGGAAACGAUCGUCCUACUCCAAAGAUCGUGCUCGACAUCCUCGGUGUUGAUCCCAAACUCGACCCACCUGCCCUGCCCUUCAAAUCCGUCGGUACCGGAAGCGAGCAGCUCAACUAUGGCAAGGUAUACUCUGGUCUCUACGAAUAUGAAGGCAACGUCGUCCCUUAUAUUGUGGUUGUCAAGGUCGGCAAAGAGUCUGAGCAGAAAAAGUCAAAGCCAGGUAACCGAGGCAAGCGUGAUUCUCAAAUCCUGCUUAUGAGCUUCCUGAACCGUGUGCACCAUCGCGCUCCUAUGAGCCCUCUUGAGCUUGAGAUGUUCCACCAGGUCAACAACAUUAUUGGUGUUGACCCUGAGCUCUAUGAGUACUUGCUGAUGGUAGACGCCGAUACCUGCGUCCGUGAAGACUCGCUGAACAGGUUGGUCGCGGCUUGUGCCAACAAUGCCAAGAUUGCAGGCAUCUGUGGCGAAACUAGCUUGCAAAACGAGGAACGAUCAUGGUGGACGAUGAUCCAGGUCUAUGAGUACUUCAUCUCCCACAACUUGGCCAAGGCAUUCGAGUCACUUUUCGGCAGCGUCACUUGUCUGCCUGGAUGUUUCACGAUGUAUCGACUCCGGACAUCUGACCGUGGCAAGCCGCUCAUCAUCUCGGACGAAAUCAUCAGCGAGUACAGCGACUGCCGCGUUGACACCCUCCACAAGAAAAACCUGCUGUCUCUCGGAGAGGAUCGUUUCUUGACCACUCUUAUGACCAAACACUUUCCCUACAUGUCGUACAAAUUUACUGGAGAUGCCUAUUGUCAGACGGCUGCCCCUGAGACAUGGAGUGUGCUGUUGUCCCAGCGUCGGCGAUGGAUUAACUCGACAAUUCACAACUUGGUCGAGCUGAUGUGGCUCAAGGACAUGUGCGGGUUCUGCUGCUUCAGCAUGAGAUUCGUCGUCCUGAUUGAUCUCACCGGUACAAUCAUCCUCCCGGCAACUACGAUCUACCUCGGUUACCUCAUUUAUAGGGUAGCCAGCAACACUGGCCCAUUCCCAACGAUCUCACUCAUCAUGAUUGCAGCCGUGUACGGUCUUCAGGCGCUCGUUUUCAUUCUCAAGAGACAAUGGCAACACAUUGGCUGGAUGAUCAUCUACAUCUUGGCCUACCCUGUCUAUUCAUUCAUCCUGCCCAUCUACUCCUUCUGGAACCAGGACAACUUCUCGUGGGGUAACACCCGUAUCGUCAUUGGCGAGAAGGGUCAGAAGCAGAUCGUCGCUGUCGACGAUGAGGGUUUCGACCCUCGAAGCAUUCCUUUGCAACGCUGGGACGACCACGCGCUGCACAACAACUUGCCUGGUCGGCGUGGCUACGCUGAGAAGGGCGGUAUACAUGACAUGAACAACCCUUACGACACGGCCGGUGCUGAGUACGAGCUUGAUGACAUGAAGUCCGUGUACUCAUCCGUACGCCAGCCCUCGGUCUUGACCGGCGCGCUUGGCCGCGGUGCCUAUAUGGCUCCUCCGCAAUCCCCUGCGCCGUUCCAGCAGCACAUGAGCCGCAACUCGACAUUCACAACGCCAUAUACGGAUCACCCGGGCAUGGCUCCGAGGCAGUCCACGUACAGCGUCGGCACUGGCCUUGACCGGGGUAACUCGCCCUACCAGGACCGGGCCCAGUCUCAAUUGGGCAUGGGCGCUGGGCAGUCACGCGCUGGCACGGCCAUGAGCGGGUACAUGCAACAGAACCAGUCCGUUCUGUCGGUAGACUUCACCCGCGGUCCUGGCGCGGGUGGUCCCGACGACGCGGUCAUCACCGAGUGUAUCCAGUCCGUUCUGCGGGAGGUCGAUCUCGACACCGUCACCAAGAAGCAGGUGCGCGCCUUGGUGGAGCAGAGGUUGCAGACCGAACUCGCGGGCGAGAGGAGGACAUUCAUGGACCGACAGAUUGAUAACGAGCUGGCGAACAUGUAA
Molecule: messenger RNA, 5406 nt
Organism: Diaporthe amygdali
Lineage: Eukaryota; Fungi; Ascomycota; Sordariomycetes; Diaporthales; Diaporthaceae
Product: chitin synthase
Exons: 3
Coding region: 1-5406 (1801 amino acids)
Cellular component (GO): cell septum; myosin complex; cell periphery
Molecular function (GO): ATP binding; cytoskeletal motor activity; chitin synthase activity
Source: RefSeq, a predicted model, not a curated record